GUUUCUGCUUACGUCUGAAGAAAUCUUUCCAGCAGUCCUGAGACAGGAGACAUGAUGGAAAGGGUGAUAGGGCUUAUACUCUACACAAUUAUUGAAAGAUAUAAUUAACCAAAUACAUAAAUUAUAUAAAAAAAGUCAUAUUUAACUACAAAAUGACAACUUCAGAAACAUAAAGUUACUGAUAUUUUUCAGCUAAUGGAUACACAAGUUUAAGUAAUACAAAAGUUACGGCCUCUUUGGACUAUACUCCAUGGAUUUUUAUUCUUCUUUGAAAUGAUGUGAUGUCAACUUCGGUAAAUAAAGUGAAGACUAGAAUGAAGCAUCAGAAACGUCACCUUGUUUUUUAACAGUUUAAAUAUCUAACUUUAAAUAUAAAAAUACUGACUUUUAACUAUAAAUACCUAUAUUCUUACAAAAUUAAACAAAAAUGGCAAACCUUCAAAUGGAAGAAAAACAACUUUACGGUGCACUGACAGUGUAUCGUGAACGUGGAGCAUAUCUCAGGAGGCUUGAACAAUUUGAGAAGGCGAAGGAUUCUUAUGAUGAGGCCUUCAAGAGCACUCCAGACGAUGUCCGUACACUCACUGGACGCAGUCAAGUGUGUGCCGAUGCUGUGCAGCCGAUGCAAGCGUAUGCAGAUGCGGACAUGGCGCUCAAACUGCAGCCCGGCAAUAUGAACGCUCGCAACAUGCAGGCCCGAGCUAUGUAUACUAUGUCCGACUUCGAAAGAUCGGUCGUCAUGAACUUUCGCGGUGUUAGGGCUCGCCGACAACCACCUUACUUCAUCGAAGGCAUCAAUCAAGGCGUAGAAACAAUUCAAGACUGCAUUGGAGAAAACGCUGGAAAUGUGAUGUUAGAUUUUUUACCAUUAAUCAAACAAGUUGAAGCUGCACGAACCGAUGAAAACGAACCUCAGAAGAUUUUGCAUGUGUCUCGAAUACCGCAGCCGUUACGUAAAAAGAAAUUGACGCAAAUGGAAGCCCGGAAACAUUUGACUUUAGCUAGAGUUCUAGCAAUGAAGUAUCUCGGACCUAUGGCUUACGAUAAGUUUUUUCUUCAAGAAUUAACUGAAGAUAAGCGUAUACAUUCAGCUAAUGCAGGAGGUAGUUUAGAAUUGAAAGCAUUAGUAAAAGAAGCUCUUCGUUCUCUUACUGAGCGACAAGAAAUGUUGCGUUCUCAGAGACCUUAUUACACUGUUAAAUUAGCAGAAAAAGCAGAAUCCAAGUACCAAAAUAAAUAUAAAGAAGCUAUUCUUAUUAAAGAACGUGAGAUUGGCGCACGUACCUCUGAACGUCUAUUGAAGCAGAUUGAGAAAUGUCUGCGCGAAAACCGUAUUAUGGACUUAAUUGCUCAAGCAGAACGCAUGCAAAUAUUCCUAGACGGCAAAACACCCCGAACAUUGCCUGAUAAGGAAGUGUACACAGAUCGAUUAUAUCGAGCUGUCGGAGAAGGAUACUUGGCACAACAUCGUUUGUCCUACACUCUCAGUGAGCGUGGAAAUCGUCGUCGUAUUGCAUUCCUCAUGGGACUCCCUGUCGGUCGUCCUACUUCCUUCGAUUCAGUUAUGGCAAAUUAUCCAUAUAAAUUUAUUGAUAUCAAGCAGGCUACUGAAAAGGUUAUGCUUACACUUGAAAUGUGCGAGAAUUCUACUAUGAAAUGUUGGUUGCAGUAUGAACUCGCGCGUCUUUUAUGUACACAAAAGAAUUACGCGCUGGCUAAAUUCUAUGCCAAAAGAUGUCAACGUGAAGCUCAGGAGUUGGGUAAUACGACAUGGUGGCUAAACGGGUGUUUCGUUUUAAUGAGCGGUGAUAUGCAGCAAGGUAAUGCAAACGAAGUGCGCAUUCAGGUUGAAGAGGCUUACGAAUGGUCAAAGAAGAUGCAAGAUCCAGAACGUGUACAGGCGUUCCUCGCCAAAUGUGCGGAAAUGGCAGCAGAGACGGUGGCGUCAGACGAACGCAAGGCUAUAGUGCAGCGGGAAAAGCAAAUUGUGGCUGUGUUGGAUGACACUCUAAAGGUGGAGACUGAAGUUCUAUUCAAGCGGAUGUCGACGGUGCCUGCAGGGCGGCGGUUCGCGGUUCUGCCGCGGAAGCCGGAGCCGGGCCAAGACAAGGUGGAGCGGCGUAAGAGGCGCCAGCGUGGUCUCACAAUCAUUCCUGGGCAAGAGAAAGCUUUGCCAGCCCCUCCCAAGUCGAAGGUUUUGGGCUUCCAAUUAUUUGAUAUUUAAUUCGGUUGCUUGUUUCGAAAAUGUAUAUAAAGCUUUUAGUCUGAAAUACAUUUUGAGACAUACCUACUUAAAAAUAGA
Amyelois transitella is the source of this 2302-nucleotide messenger RNA. RefSeq names its product outer dynein arm-docking complex subunit 4-like. The transcript has a single exon. The coding region runs from base 428 to 2224 and encodes 598 amino acids. The record is from RefSeq and is a predicted model, not a curated record. Lineage: Eukaryota; Metazoa; Arthropoda; Insecta; Lepidoptera; Pyralidae. Gene Ontology annotation, molecular function: protein binding.